Molecule: messenger RNA, 813 nt
Organism: Chironomus riparius
Lineage: Eukaryota; Metazoa; Arthropoda; Insecta; Diptera; Chironomidae
Source: the annotation of a GenBank genome assembly
UACAAAAAUUACAAGAAAUUAAGGAAAAAUUAUAAAAAAAAUUCAAUUUUUAGAACAAAUUUUACAAAAACAAUUUUUAAAUAAGAAAAAAUAAAAUUGAGGAUUUGUGAAAAAAGUGACGUUAAAAAUUGAAAUUUUGCCAAUUUUUAAAAAGCUAUUAAAAAAAUAAAAAAUUCAUCAAAUCGCAAAAAAGUGAGCAAAAAAUUCCUACAAAAAUUAUACAAAAAAAAACCAUGCAACAAAACAAACAAAGCCUCUUCCCAGCAUUUCAAUGCCUCAGCAUCCCAAUUACCCUCCAAAAAGAAGUCGCAAUCGAUCACGACGGCCAAGAAGUAGCAAAAUGUGGCUUUAAAAUCGGCGGUGGAAUCGACCAAGACUUUACAAAAUCCCCGCAAGGCUACUCAGACUAUGGAAUUUAUGUGACUGACGUUACGCCAGACUCAGCAGCUGAUCGUGCUGGAUUAAGGAUGCACGACAAGAUCCUACAAUGUAAUGGAUAUGACAUGACUUUGUGUACACAUAAAAAGGCUGUUCAGAUCAUCAAGAAGACAAAUGUGCUGAAUUUAUUGGUUACAAGGAAGGGCGUCACUCAUAUGUAAGGUGGGAUUUGUUAUGGAUUCUUUUAAUUUUUUUUUUUUUGGGUGUGUGAUUUUGAAUGGGAUGUGAUUCAGAGUGGAAUGGGAUGCAAAGAAGAUUGAAUGGAUUGAGAUGUGAUCGAGGUUUAGCUAUGCUUUAAACUACACUUCAGAUUACACCUCAAAUCAUGCUUAAAUCACCCUAAGGGAGUAUUUGAAUUUAAAUGGAGCAGUCAGC